Molecule: messenger RNA, 504 nt
Organism: Trypanosoma grayi
Lineage: Eukaryota; Euglenozoa; Kinetoplastea; Trypanosomatida; Trypanosomatidae
Exons: 1
Coding region: 1-504 (167 amino acids)
Source: RefSeq, a predicted model, not a curated record
AUGGACGCAGCCGAGCAGAUUGAACGACUGCGCCAAGAGCUGCAGAUCACUCGCUACCAGCUGUGCUUGGCGCAGGCAGAGGCGGCACGAUAUCAAAGUCUGCUGCUCUCAAAGGCGGCCGAGGAUGGGGUGGAACAACGUCAGUUAGACGUUGAUGAGGUGCGGCAGACUGACUGGAGAUGUGGCAGCGUGUCCUCAUCGUCGCUGCUGGAAGAGAAGUCGGGUGAUACUGAGGAGGAAGAAGAAUUCAUUAACGUACCUCGUAUUCGUGCAUGUCGGCAAUCGAAGCAUCGAUCCGCACGUCACCCGUGUGGAAAGAGGGUAAGGGAGGAGGUUGUGGUGUAUAAGUUUGUUCCCCCACUGGACUUCCUUCCAGCGGUGUUCGUCGCUGAGUACCGCGACGUAAUUGAGAUUAUCGAAAAAUAUGCCCAACUGUACCAUCGGUUUGCAUCGGCAAGGGCACCUUUGGCAUCUACACGUAUGAGUGCAGAGACCGAAGGGUGA